Budorcas taxicolor (takin) is the source of this 3143-nucleotide messenger RNA. RefSeq names its product reversion inducing cysteine rich protein with kazal motifs (gene RECK). Gene Ontology annotation, biological process: sprouting angiogenesis; blood vessel maturation; extracellular matrix organization. Gene Ontology annotation, molecular function: protein binding; metalloendopeptidase inhibitor activity. Gene Ontology annotation, cellular component: plasma membrane. The transcript is spliced from 21 exons. The record is from RefSeq and is a predicted model, not a curated record. Bases 1 to 2916 code for a protein of 971 amino acids. Lineage: Eukaryota; Metazoa; Chordata; Mammalia; Artiodactyla; Bovidae.
AUGGCGACCGUCCGGGCCUCCCCGCGAGGCGCGCUGCUGCUUCUCCUGACGGUGGCUGGGGUCGCGGAGGUAGCAGGGGGCCUGGCCCCGGGCAGUGCGGGUGCACUGUGUUGUAAUCACUCAAAGGAUAACCAGAUGUGCCGUGAUGUUUGUGAACAGAUAUUUUCCUCAAAAAGUGAAUCGCGACUAAAACAUCUGUUGCAGCGAGCCCCAGAUUAUUGCCCUGAAACAAUGGUUGACAUUUGGAGUUGUAUGAAUUCAUCUUUGCCAGGUGUGUUUAAGAAGUCUGAUGGCUGGGUUGGCUUAGGCUGCUGUGAACUGGCUAUUACCUUGGAAUGUCGACAGGCAUGCAAGCAGGCAUCGUCAAAAAAUGAUAUUUCCAGAGUUUGCAGAAAAGAAUAUGAGAAUGCUCUUUUCAGUUGCAUUAGCAGAAAUGAAAUGGGAUCAGUUUGUUGCAGUUAUGCAGGCCAUCACACAAACUGCCGAGAAUACUGUCAAGCCAUUUUCCGAACAGAUUCUUCUCCUGGUCCUUCUCAGAUCAAAGCAGUGGAAAAUUAUUGUGCCUCUAUUAGUCCACGAUUAAUACACUGUGUGAACAAUUACACUCAGUCUUAUCCAAUGAGGAACCCAACAGAUAGUUUGUAUUGCUGUGACAGAGCUGAAGAUCAUGCUUGCCAAAGUGCCUGCAAGAGAAUUCUGAUGUCUAAGAAAACAGAAAUGGAGAUUGUCGAUGGCCUCAUCGAGGGUUGUAAGACCCAGCCUUUGCCUCAGGAUCCACUUUGGCAGUGUUUUCUUGAAAGCUCACAGUCUGUUCACCCUGGAGUCACUCUGCAUCCUCCUCCCUCUACAGGCCUUGAUGGUGCUAAACUGCAUUGUUGUUCUAAAGCAAACACUUCAACAUGUAGAGAACUGUGUACUAAACUUUAUAGCAUGAGCUGGGGCAAUACACAGAGUUGGCAAGAGUUUGAUCGCUUUUGUGAAUAUAAUCCAGUGGAAGUGUCCAUGUUGACCUGUUUAGCAGAUGUCCGGGAACCUUGCCAGUUGGGCUGUAGAAACCUUACUUACUGCACUAAUUUUAACAACAGGCCAACAGAACUUUUCAGGAGUUGCAAUGCUCAGUCAGAUCAAGGAGCCAUGAAUGACAUGAAGCUGUGGGAAAAAGGAAGCAUAAAGAUGCCAUUUAUCAACAUACCUGUUCUUGACAUUAAAAAGUGCCAACCAGAAAUGUGGAAAGCAAUAGCUUGUUCGCUGCAGAUUAAGCCUUGUCAUAGUAAAUCACGGGGCAGUAUUAUUUGCAAAUCGGAUUGUGUAGAGAUUCUCAAGAAAUGUGGGGACCAGAACAAAUUCCCUGAAGACCACACAGCUGAAAGUAUUUGUGAGCUUCUGUCACCCACAGAUGACCUGGAGAACUGCAUACCUUUGGAUACAUACCUCAGGCCAAGUUCUUUAGGUAACAUUGUAGAAGAGGUGACUCAUCCUUGUAACCCAAACCCUUGCCCUGCUAAUGAGCUCUGUGAGGUAAACCGGAAAGGGUGUCCAUCUGGUGAUCCCUGCCUUCCAUACUCUUGUGUUCAGGGCUGCAAAUUGGGAGAAGCAUCUGAUUUUAUUGUCCGUCAAGGGACACUGAUCCAGGUGCCAUCAUCUGCAGGGGAAGUUGGUUGUUAUAAAAUUUGCUCAUGUGGGCAAAGUGGACUCUUAGAAAACUGUAUAGAGAUGCACUGUAUAGACCUUCAGAAGUCUUGUAUUGUUGGAGGAAAAAGAAAAAGUCAUGGAACUUCCUUUAAUGUCGACUGCAAUAUCUGUUCUUGUUUUGCUGGCAAUUUGGUGUGUUCUACCCGCCUGUGUCUCAGUGAGCACAGCUCAGAAGAUGACCGUCGUACCUUCACAGGUCUGCCCUGCAACUGUGCAGAUCAGUUUGUCCCCGUUUGUGGGCAGAAUGGACGCACUUACCCCAGCGCCUGCAUUGCUCGCUGUGUGGGCCUCCAGGACCAUCAGUUUGAGUUCGGAUCAUGCAUCUCAAAGGAUCCAUGUACUCCUAAUCCCUGCCCAAAAAACCAAAGAUGCAUACCCAAACCACAAGUCUGCCUGACGACAUUUGAUAAAUUUGGAUGUAGCCAAUACGAGUGUUUGCCAAGACAGCUCACCUGUGACCAGGUCCGAGAUCCUGUUUGUGAUACAAACCACAUGGAGCACAGCAAUCUCUGCACUUUGUACCAGAGAGGGAAAAGCCUCUUAUACAAAGGCCCGUGCCAGCCUUUUUGCAGGGCCCCGGAGCUCAUCUGUGGGCACAACGGGGAGACCUAUAGCAGCGUGUGUGCUGCCUACUCGGACCGGGUGGCCGUCGAUUACUAUGGGCCCUGCCAGGCUGUUGGGGUCCUCUCCGAGUACAGUUCUGUGGCUGAGUGUGCUGCUGUGAAGUGUCCUUCACUCUCAGCGACUGAGUGCAAACCCAUCAUCCCACCUGGUGCUUGUUGCCCAUUAUGUGCUGGAAUGUUAAGAGUUUUGUUUGACAAAGAAAAACUGGAUACUAUUGCUAAGGUUACAAACAAAAAGCCAAUCACAGUUCUGGAAAUACUUCAGAAGAUCCGCAUGCACGUGUCUGUCCCACAGUGUGACGUGUUUGGGUACUUCAGCAUUGAGUCAGAAAUUGUGAUCCUUAUCAUUCCUGUGGACCAUCAUCCAAAGGCUUUACAGAUUGAGGCCUGCAAUAAGGAAGCAGAGAAGAUCGAAUCUCUUAUCAACUCUGACAGCCCCACUCUGGCGGCCCACGUCCCUCUGUCUGCCCUGGUCAUCUCCCAGGUGCAGGUCUCCAGCAGCAUGCCCUCAGCCGCCCCAAGGGCCCAGCCUCCCCAUCACUCCCGCCUCUUCCUCCUCAGCCUGGGCCUCACCUUCCACAGGGUCUGGAGACACAACUGAUGCCCAUGAAAACUGCAAAAUAGUCCUUGAUCUAAUUUUCUUACUUUGGAAAAAACAUAUAGGACUGCUGGUUUGUAGUUGAAUAGUGGCCAAGGCAAAGCACUUGUCACCUCUAACCUCUGUUCACCAUACAGUAUUUUUCUUAAUUACCAGUAUUAGUAAGGAUUUUGCCUUGUUUCUACAAGUGUUACAAUAUAUUCUUCCAAAUACUAAGGAAAAGAGGAUGU